AUGGACUACUCCUCGAUAACUAACGAUCCUGAUCCUACCGACUCGUCACCAUGGGGCUCUACCUCUCCACGAGCUGCACGGCCAUUUUCUGCCAGCAGUGACGUCCCUCCAGCGUUCCCCUCGCAGCAUCAAUCGCCCUAUACCACCGACCAAGAAGGACCAUACCAGCACAACGGCGAAGGGAGCGAGAGAGUUCACUCUCCAGGUGUAUCGGAUCAUCCUGCGGAUUCUCAUCCUGUAGGUUCUCCUGAGGCACAAGCAGCAUACCGGCAUGACAGCCAACAUCAGCAGGAGUACAGGCAGCAACAGCAACGAUCGCAGGCUCCAUCGAGAUAUCAAACCGGAGCUCGACAGCAGGCUAGACCAAAUGCACCUAAGUAUAAACUACAGGCUAAGGUUACGGCACUGGAACGCACAGGGAAGAGAGACCCUGUAAUUCGAUUUGAUGUUCACACGAAUAUCCCUAAGUUCCGAACUACACAGUUCCGAGAUGUCCGGAGAACUCACUCUGAAUUUAUCAAGCUUGGAGAUCACCUAAUAUCGUCGAAUCCAGAGGCGUUGGUGCCUGCUGUCCCCCCUCCGCUUACUCCCGCUGGCGCUGGUACCGAAGAAGACGAGGUACGCGUUAAGGCUUCGAUGCAACGAUGGCUCAACUAUGUAUGCAGCAAUGAUGUUUUAAUGGUCGACGACGAAAUGAUCCUUUUCGUCGAGAGCGAUUCCGGGUACAGCCCCGUCGUCCGGAUGAAGCAGCCUGCCACCGGCGUACGACGGAAGGUUCUAAAGCAAUUUGCACCACCUCCUGAUGAUACACCAGAGCUGCACGAUGCACGUCCAGUGGUAAAGCUGUUCUACCUUGGGACCAUGGAGGCUGGUCAGAAGGUAGACCGGGUAGUAAAGGCUAGAAGAGCACUUGCUCUUGCGGAGUCUGACCUUGGAGUCAAACUUGGACAAAUGCAUGUUCAAGAGACUCAUGCUGGGCUUGCCAAUGCCUACAAGAAGCUCGGCAAAAUUAUUCAAACCACCGGAGACUACCAUGCUGCUCAGGGCACCGCUGAAGCCACCACUCUAGGCGAUCCUUUGAACUACCACUCGUCGGACGCUUUCAUCGUGAAGGAAACACUAACGAAUCGACAUAUCCUACUUCGUGAAUUGAUUCAGGCGCAGCAAACGGCUAGCAGUAAGCGAGCCGCAGCAGACCGCCUGAAAGCCAGCACCUCCGUACGCCCUGAUAAGGUGGACGAAGCCAUAAGCGCCCUAGAUGAUGCUCGAGGCCACGAGGAAUACUUAUUGAAGAAAACCCAGCGGGUUACUAACAAUCUCCUACAGGAGAAGCGCCGCUGGUUCAAUCGAACCGCAAACGAUCUACUACUCAGUCUCCGCGAAUAUACUCUCCGAGAGAUCGAGGCUGAACGCAGAACCUUGAGCACCCUAGAGAGUGUUCGUGCAGAUAUCCGCUCCAUUGACUCUUCCGGAGGUUUGAGUCGUUUGGGCCGUGAGUCCCACCCAGCUGCUAGACGAGCAAGCCUGGCUUCUAGCCAGGGUCCGAAGGGAGAUGCAUGGAGCGGUGUCGCUCGUCGUGGGGACAGUCUAAGCAGGAGUAUCAGCGGAAGUUUCGUGGCUCCGGUGCCAGAGGUUGAUGAUGACGUAAAUGGAACUAUCCACGGAACAGGCAGAAGAUCCCGCAGUGGAACCAUCAUGGAGGAAGACGACGACCGGGUCGAUGCUAAAAAUGCUGCCAGUCGACUGGCUGCCAGUACGUUCUAG
Molecule: messenger RNA, 1764 nt
Organism: Trichophyton rubrum CBS 118892
Lineage: Eukaryota; Fungi; Ascomycota; Eurotiomycetes; Onygenales; Arthrodermataceae
Exons: 3
Coding region: 1-1764 (587 amino acids)
Biological process (GO): intracellular protein transport; retrograde transport, endosome to Golgi
Cellular component (GO): endosome; retromer complex; retromer, tubulation complex
Molecular function (GO): phosphatidylinositol-3-phosphate binding
Source: RefSeq, a predicted model, not a curated record